AUGAAGUUCACUCAGGCCACCAUUGCCUGGGCCGCCGCCGCCCUCGCCAGCGGUGUCUGGGCCGUGGAAGAGGCCGAGCCUGCCAGCUCGGUUGCUGCUGAGCUCCCUACUUUCACCCCCACCACACUCAAGGCUCCCUUCCUUGAGCAGUUCACCGACGACUGGGAGACCCGAUGGAAGCCUUCUCACGCCAAGAAGGACUCCAGCAACGAUGAGGAGUGGGCUUACGUCGGCGAAUGGUCCGUCGAGGAGCCUACCGUCUACAAGGGCAUGGAGGGCGACAAGGGUCUCGUUGUGAAGAACCCCGCCGCUCACCACGCCAUCUCGGCCAAGUUUGACAAGGCCAUUGACCCCAAGGACAAGCCUCUGGUUGUCCAGUACGAGGUCAAGCUUCAGAAUGGCCUCGAGUGCGGUGGUGCUUACCUCAAGCUUCUCCGCGAGAACAAGGCUCUCCACCAGGAUGAGUUUGCUAACACUACCCCGUACGUCAUCAUGUUCGGCCCCGACAAGUGUGGACACACCAACAAGGUUCACUUCAUCUUCAACCACAAGAACCCCAAGACUGGCGAGUACGAGGAGAAGCACCUGACCAGCCCUCCCACCGCUCGCGUUGUCAAGACCACUGAGCUGUACACGCUCAUUGUUCACCCCAACAACACCUAUGUCAUCAAGCAGAACAACGAGCAGGUCAAGACUGGCAGCCUUCUCGAGGACUUCCUGCCCUCCGUGAACCCUGCCGAGGAGAUUGACGACCCCAAGGACUCCAAGCCCGACACCUGGGUUGACGAGGCCCGCAUCGCUGACCCCGAUGCCAAGAAGCCCGAGGAUUGGGACGAGGAGGCCCCCUUUGAGAUUCUCGAUGAGGAGGCUACUCAACCCGAGGACUGGCUUGUCGAUGAGCCUCUUACCGUCCCUGACCCCGAGGCUCAGAAGCCCGAGGACUGGGAUGACGAGGAGGACGGUGACUGGAUCGCCCCCAUGGUCCCCAACCCCAAGUGUGCCGAUGCCGCUGGUUGCGGUCCCUGGAAGCAGCCCAUGAAGAAGAACCCCGACUACAAGGGCAAGUGGACUGCUCCUUACAUUGACAACCCUGCCUACAAGGGUGUCUGGGCUCCUCGCAAGAUCAAGAACCCCGACUACUUUGAGGACAAGACUCCCGCCAACUUUGAGCCCAUUGGAGCUAUUGGCUUUGAGAUCUGGACCAUGCAGAACAACAUUCUCUUUGACAACAUCUACAUUGGCCACUCUGUUGAGGAUGCCAACAAGCUUGCCGAGGAGACCUUUGGCGAGAAGCACCCCCAGGAGCAGCUCCUCGAGCUUGCCGACAAGCCCAAGCCCUCUGAGAAGCCCAAGUCUCCCUCUGACCUUAGCUUCACCGAGGACCCCGUCACCUACGUCAAGGAGAAGCUUGAUCUCUUCCUCACCAUUGCCAAGAACGACCCUGUCCAGGCUAUCAAGUUUGUUCCCGAGGUUCCCACUGCCAUUGGUGGUCUCAUUGUCACCAUUGCUGCCUUUGUCGGUCUCUUUGCUCUCGGUGGUUCCGCCCCCGAGCCUGUCAAGAAGGCUGCCGUCGACGCCAAGGAGAAGGCCAAGGAUGCCAAGGACAAGGCCGCUGACGCUGUCGCAACUGGCGCUGAGAACGUCAAGGCUGAAGUCAACAAGCGCACCACCCGCAGCCAGUCGUAA
Molecule: messenger RNA, 1686 nt
Organism: Pestalotiopsis fici W106-1
Lineage: Eukaryota; Fungi; Ascomycota; Sordariomycetes; Amphisphaeriales; Sporocadaceae
Product: Calnexin
Exons: 4
Coding region: 1-1686 (561 amino acids)
Biological process (GO): protein folding
Cellular component (GO): endoplasmic reticulum membrane; endoplasmic reticulum
Molecular function (GO): calcium ion binding
Source: RefSeq, a predicted model, not a curated record